Messenger RNA from Tympanuchus pallidicinctus (lesser prairie-chicken), 1260 nucleotides. It is a transcript of the gene ID3, whose product is annotated as inhibitor of DNA binding 3. Gene Ontology annotation, molecular function: protein dimerization activity; transcription regulator activity. The record is from RefSeq and is a predicted model, not a curated record. Lineage: Eukaryota; Metazoa; Chordata; Aves; Galliformes; Phasianidae. Gene Ontology annotation, cellular component: cytoplasm; nucleus. Gene Ontology annotation, biological process: negative regulation of transcription by RNA polymerase II; circadian regulation of gene expression; cell differentiation.
GCUGGGCCGUCCCACCCCCAGUGCGGCAGCGAGGUUCGGGUGCUCGGAGCAAGAGGGGGUCGGAGGAACCGGGAGCGGAGAUCCGAGGGGUGAAGAAAUUCUCGGUGGUCCCACGCUCAGCCCCAUCGGACUCAACAUCCCCCCACCAUGAAAGCCAUCAGCCCGGUGCGGUCGGUCAGGAGCUGUUACGAGGCCGUUUGCUGCCUCUCGGAGCAAAGUUUGGCCAUCGCUCGCAGCAGCAACAACAAGAGCCCGGCGUUGGAGGAACCCAUGAAUCUGCUGUACGAUAUGAACGACUGCUACUCCAAAUUGAGGGAGUUGGUGCCGGGCAUCCCGCAGGGCACCAAGCUGAGCCAGGUGGAAAUCCUCCAGCACGUCAUCGAUUAUAUCUUCGACCUGCAGAUCGUGCUGGAAGAAGGGGCCAAGGGGCGAGACCACUCCUCGGAGGCCACCCUGCUGUCCCUGAAGGCAGCCGAGCUGGCCUCCGAGCUGUGCUCCAAAGACGAGAGAAGUUUGUGUCACUAACGCCUCCUCCAUCAGUGCCAAUUAGCAAACACGCACCGACUGUCGGUUCCCGGAGGUAACGAGCCGCUUCCUGCACGGCGCCGGGGCGGCUGCGGCCCCCCAUCCCCACCUUUUCCCCCCCCCCCUCCCCCGGCCCCCCGCUUCGUGCUGUGCUAUGGGGCUGCGGACCCCCCCGUGCUGUGCUAUGGGGCUGCACCCACCUCCCCUCACCUCGGGGGUGCCUUCAAUACCCGACAAUAUCCAGAAAUCGGGAGAGAUGCGGCUGCUGAACCCCAACCGGAGCGACUUCAUGGAGCGGCGCUCCCCAAAAAUCCCAGCUUUCUUUUAGGACUUUUUUCCCCCCCCCACCCCCCUCCCGUUUUCUUUAGGACUUUUAUUAUUAUUUUUCGUUUUCCAACCCGCUGAUAAAAACGAGACACUUUCUUCGAUAGACUGGUGAAGAUGCGGUUGUCUGUAUAUUUUUGGAUUAUAGUGAAGCGAGUCCUUUGUAAAGGUGUUUAAUGGGGGGUGGGGGGGGGAGGGGGUGGCUAUGGGAGGGGGGGGUCGAGGGCGGUUUUUGUGGGGAGGGGUCCUCAGACGCGAACCAAACUCUGGGGCCCACGGCCUCGUGUAUUGUGGAGCUCUAUACUAGAGUAUAACGUUUGUACCUUUUGUGCAGGAAGGUGAAUUUCUGCGGACAUGCCUUGUACUUGCUUUAUAAACUUUUUAUAAAAGUUACCGUUUUUAUGUAAUAAA